UGUUAUGUUUGGACAACCAUUUUACAAAAACAGAAUGGAAGAACAAGUUUUAUCAAAUCUUAAUAUUUCUUUAUAAAUAAAAUUUCAAGUUUUCAUCUCUACAUUCUUGGAAGAACUUUACAUUUGAGACACGUUCCAUGGCAGCGAUCGAAAUACAUGUGCUUCCCAGCAACUGUCUGCAGCCACUAAAAAAAGAAAACAAAAGAAAAUAAAUAGAUAAUUACAUUUUUUAAGUAAAAAAGUUUUUAAAAUGGCCCUGAAUUUUCUUGAGACAUAAAAGAAGUAUCUCGAAAUACAUAAAAUAAAUAUUAUGGUGGGGGCCGCGAAGUGAUACGCGAGCGAGUAGUCGUGUGAACGAGCAGUGCGAAAGAAAAAGCUGAAAACUGCUGCUGCUGGAGCUGGAGCUUAUAACGAAAAAAUAGAGGAAAAAGGUGAAAAAGUGGGCGGAAAAGGAAGUGAUAGUGAGGAAGACAGGUGGGAAAUAGAAAAACCGCGGUGAAGUGAGUGAAAGGGGAGCAAAGAGAAGAAAAGUGGUGAGGGCUAGAGAAGGGGGAAGAUCGAAAGAAACCGUUGGGCCUGGGACGAACGUGGGGGAAGGUGAAAGGCAUCGAGAAACAUGGAGAAGCUUCGAGAAGAAACAGAGAGCGAAGCAGGGACUGAUAAGGAAAGGAUGGAGAGAAAGAUGGAAGAGAAGACAGGUGACAGGCAGAAAAAGAGGAGAAGGCCAAGGAAAGUAAAAGAAAAAACAACGGAAAAGCAGGUGAGGAAGAGCGACGAAUGGCUGGAAAAAUAUUGGAAGGAGAGAGAAGGGGAGGAGACAAACACGGUGGAAAAAAGAGAGGGCAAAGAGAAGGAAAAUGAACAGAGGGAAACGAAGGGCGAAGGGGAGGGGGAGAAAGAAGGAUUCAGGAUAAACAACUGCCUGGAGAGAACGCCACAAGGAAAGGGGAGAGGCGAGCCGGAGGAGUCGAUAAAAAGGAGAGGGUCGGUAACAAAGGAAGCGGAGCAAAGAAGAGAGGGAGCAGAUCAUAAGGAAGAAACGGCACAGACAGACGGCGAGGACAAGUCAAAAGAGGUGAAGAACUGGGAGGAGAGGGAAUGGCCCAUGGAGAAAAAGUGGGAGAAAUGGAUCAAAAGGCAAAAGAAAAUAAAGGAAAAAAAAUGGAAAAAUGUCUUCGUGACCUUCGAAGAAAUAUUCAGAAGGGAGUUUAAUAGAGAACGGGAACACACAGAGCGACAGGACAGGGAAUUUCUGAACUGUGACUCACUGGGAAGAAAACUGGAGGAGGCCCAAGCGGAGCUAAGAAGAGAGGGAGCAGAUCAUAAGGAAGAAACGGCACAGACAGAAGGCGAGGACAAGUCAAAAGAGGUGAAGAACUGGGAGGAGAGGGAAUGGCCCAUGGAGAAAAAGUGGGAGAAAUGGAUCAAAAGGCAAAAGAAAAUAAAGGAAGGGAAAUGGAAAAAUGUCUUCGUGACCUUCGAAGAAAUAUUCAGAAGGGAGUUUAAUAGAGAACGGGAACACAAAGAGCGACAGGACAGGGAAUUUCUGAACUGUGACUCACUGGGAAGAAAACUGGAGGAGGCCCAAGCGAAGCUAAGAAGAGAGGGAGCAGAUCAUAAGGAAGAAACGGCACAGACAGAAGGCGAGGACAAGUCAAAAGAGGUGAAGAACUGGGAGGAGAGGGAAUGGCGCAUGGAGAAAAAGUUGGAGAAAUGGAUCAAAAGGCAAAAGAAAAUAAAGGAAGAGAAAUGGAAAAAUGUCUUCAUGACCUUCGAAACAUGGAGAAACAUGGAGAAGCUUCGAGAAGAAACAGAGAGCGAAGCAGGGACUGGUAAGGAAAGGAUGGAGAGAAAGAUGGAAGAGAAGACAGGUGACAGGCAGAAAAAGAGGGGAAGGCCAAGGAAAGUAAAAGAAAAAACAACGGAAAAGCAGGUGGGGAAGAGCGACGAAUGGCUGGAAAAAUAUUGGAAGGAGAGAGAAGGGGAGGAGACAAACACGGUGGAAAAAAGAGAGGGCAAAGAGAAGGAAAAUGAACAGAGGGAAACGAAGGGCGAAGGGGAGGGGGAGAAAGAAGAGUUCAGGAUAAACAACUGCCUGGAGAGAACGCCACAAGGAAAGGGGAGAGGCGAGCCGGAGGAGUCGAUAAAAAGGAGAGGGUCGGUAACAAAGGAAGCGGAGAAAAGAAGAGAGGGAGCAGAUCAUAAGGAAGAAACGGCACAGACAGAAGGCGAGGACAAGUCAAAAGAGGUGAAGAACUGGGAGGAGAGGAAAUGGCGCAUGGAGAAAAAGUUGGAGAAAUGGAUCAAAAGGCAAAAGAAAAUAAAGGAAGAGAAAUUGAAAAAUGUCUUCGUGACCUUCGAAGAAAUAUUCAGAAGGGAGUUUAAUAGAGAACGGGAACGCACAGAGCGACAGGACAGGGAAUGUCUGAACUGUGACUCACUGGGAAGAAAACUGGAGGAGGCCCAAGCGGAGCUAAGAAAGAGGGAGAGACAGGUAAACUUCUGGAAAAAUGAGGUGCGGGUAUGGCAGAAAAGACUGGCACAGAUGAGGAGGAAAAAAUUAGAACAGAGAGUCGAAAGAGAGGAGGGAGGCAACGGGAGUAACGAAAGCGAGGAGUGGAAACUGGAUAGCCCACAAGAACCCGACCUCAAUGAAGAAUCCCCAAGCAAACUGGAACCGGAAGGGCGGGAUGAGGAGAGAAACGAGAGGCGGGAAAGGCGCAAAUUGAUUAAAAUAGCAAAACAACAAAUAGAAAUAAAGUCGAAGGAAGAACCAAUGGAGGACUGGUUCCUAACAAAACUGUAAGAAAAGGUGAGAGUCGACAAGAUAGAAAGAAUAGAGGGGAUAGAGAGAAAGAACGGGUGGAGAAUCAAGCUAGAAGAAAUGGAGAGAAAGAUAAGGAUCCUGAAGAGGAAGAGAGAACUGAAAGGCCUCCGGUCGUCGGUCUGGAUAUUUGACGACAUGACAGAGAGGCAGAAGAUCAUGCAGGCAUGGAUAGAGAAGCAAUCGGUCAAAUGGGAAAAAGCCGGAAAAUCUACAAAGAUAGGCUUUCAAAAAUUAAACGUGGAAGGGGACUGGCUAACUUGGGACGAGGAGCAAUAUGGAAUGAGGCUAUGGAAAAGUGGUAGCGAGAGAAGAGAUUUCGUGAAGGAGACACGAGAAGAGGAUCCGCAUGAAUUGGGAAUUUAUCAAUGGAACACACAAGAGAUAAAGAAUGUGGGGAGGAACGAGGAGAUAUGGGAAAAAGCGGACGUAGUAGUGCUGCAGGAAACACAUCUAGAGGAGAAACAAAUGAGGAAAACAAUGGAAAAUUUAGACAAUAACUUUAUAUGGCACGGAAAGGCGGCAAAGAAAAAACAUCGGAGAGGAAGAGCGGCUGGUGGACAGAUAGUAGGGAUCAAGAGGAGGUGCGGUGGAGGGGCGAAAAAACGCAGAAUGGAAACAUGGGACAAUGGAGAAUAUAGGAAAAAGAGAAAGGAGUUGUUCAAGAAAUUCAAAACUUUUAAUAAAGACAGGGACUGGCACAACAGGAGAGCAUACAUACCCUGUAAAAGAGAGCUGAACACACUAAGAGAGAACCUGAUAAGGAAGUGGAGGAGAAAACGGCGGAAAUCUCGCAAGAAGACAAAAUAGGGAAUAGACAACCGGGAGUUGGAGGGACAGAAACAGAGUCGGAAGAGGUAGAAAUGGAGUGGGGUGAUAUAGACGCACCGAUACAAGAAUUAGAAAUACAGACAGCGAUCAGGAACCGCGUAUAGGACCGAAACAUGGUACGGUACGAUGGUGUAAUAGAAACCAUCCUACCCUAACGAAUUAGAGGAUAACAAUAUUAUUAUUAUUAUGAGUAUUAUUAUUAUUACUAUUAUAAUUUAAAAAAAAAAGAGUUUAUAUAGUGUAAGAACGGAGUAAGAAAGGAGGAGGUGUAAAACUAAAAUGUAACACCAAGGAAAAAUAAAUAUAUUAUAUUAUAUAAA
Messenger RNA from Diachasmimorpha longicaudata, 3975 nucleotides. Its product is annotated as golgin subfamily A member 6-like protein 22. Bases 617 to 2806 code for a protein of 729 amino acids. Lineage: Eukaryota; Metazoa; Arthropoda; Insecta; Hymenoptera; Braconidae. The record is from RefSeq and is a predicted model, not a curated record. The transcript is spliced from 2 exons.